AUGGCCUUUCCAUUCAAUCCGGCCCAACUCCUUGCCGCAACGACCCAACCGAGCACACCAGUCAAGUCUGAAGACGCCUCGACUCCUUCAUCCUUGCCCGAAACGAUGAGAUAUUUAGCUGCAAAUGGACCAUUGUUUCAAGGCCUGCCCGGUCUCCCCGGCGGUCUUCCACUCCCAGCCGGACUUCCACCAGGCUUUCCCCUACAACUUGGGCCAUAUCCAGGCAUACCAUUGGACCUUGGAGGCGGUGGUGGCGGUGGGCCAAUGCCUCACAUCUUUUUCGAUCCAAUGGGCUAUCAUCCAUACAAUGGAGAACGACGAAAGAACGCCACCAGAGAAACAACAGCUCCAUUAAAGGCUUGGCUUCUCGAGCACAAAAAGAAUCCCUAUCCAACGAAACAAGAGAAGAUUUUGCUGGCUGUUUUGACAAAGAUGUCAAUGACACAAGUCUCCACAUGGUUUGCGAAUGCGCGCCGACGCUUGAAAAAAGAGCAUAAAAACGAGUGGUCACCGAGAAAUCGACAACAGGAUGAUGAUGACGAUUUGGACACCGUUGAUGCAAACGAACGCCCGUCCAGCUCCAUCUCCGACAUCAGUUUACCCCAACAGAAUGGAGAAAGGAAACAUGAAUCAAACAACAAUGCGAACGGCUCCUCACAAGCGUUGGCCUCUCCAUCAUCAGCAGAGACUGAGUCACCGAAAAAGCCGAAAAUUUGGAGUAUUGCUGAUAUUUCGAUGAAAAAGGAUGAGGAAAAUGAUUCAAGAGAAGAAAAUGGAUGUCCUGAUGAGGCUGGAUCGAGUAAAAAGGAAUCUGAUGAGUCUCCAUUGGCCGGUUUAGCAGCAAUGGGUGGAAAUCCGUUCCUAGCCAUGCAACAAUACAUGGCCAUGAUGCAAAGACUCGGAUCGGUGCCUGGAGCCGGUCUUUUGCCACCCGCAUUUCCUAGACCCCCAAUGGCCGGUCCAGCUUUCCCGCCACUUGCCAUUUUCAACCCGAUGCUCCUUCUGCAACAAAUGCAACAACAAGCCGCCGCCGCCGCCGUUGCCGCUGCCGCUCAGUCAUCUCCCCAACAAACAACAGUUCCUCAGCUGAAUGGUUCCUGGUCCGAAGGCCAAUCUCCAAGCCCGUCCUCAAGCAAUCAUUCAGCCGCUUCUCAAGACGAUUCAAAGGGAAACCAU
Mesorhabditis belari is the source of this 1176-nucleotide messenger RNA. The record is from the annotation of a GenBank genome assembly. NCBI's taxonomy places the organism in Eukaryota, Metazoa, Nematoda, Chromadorea, Rhabditida, Rhabditidae.